AUGGUGAAUGAAAUGCAAGGAUGUGUAUAUGAAGAGAAAUUACAUGAGGGAUCAUCACUUUACCAUAUCAAGAAGCCGGCUUUAGCUUAUGGACUUAUAGACAGUCCUGCAAGAACUGGUAUCCGGGGUGUUGGUAAUCUUUGGGUAUUGAGGAGUUGUCACUCAGCUUUGAAAAUCACAUCCAACGUUUAUGCAAGAGAGAAUGCUAUUAAGGAUAAGACAACUCUAUAUUCCAUCUGCUCCAAGAUGGAUCUUGUUCGUGUAAAGCACAGUGGUGAAAGCAGGUUAUGCUUGAUAUGGUAG
Ilex paraguariensis (yerba mate) is the source of this 303-nucleotide messenger RNA. The record is from the annotation of a GenBank genome assembly. NCBI's taxonomy places the organism in Eukaryota, Viridiplantae, Streptophyta, Magnoliopsida, Aquifoliales, Aquifoliaceae.